AUGGUACAGUUUCCUCAUACGGGUAUAGGUUUUCUAGUAUUUCCCGAAUAUACUGGUCGUUAUCCCAAUAUGGAUGUUGAGGGUCAAGAUUUGGGGUAUGGUGCUACAGGGUUAGCCUACGUCACAAACACCGCCCAUCACCUCCACCAUCAACCACCACCACCUGCUGUCGUCACAACCCGCCACCAACCAACACCGACCACCACCACCGUCCUCCGCCGCCACCGCCGCCACCGCUGCCCGCCGCCACCGCCAUCGACUACCAUCGCUGCCACCCACCAUCGCAAACCACUACCACCCCGACCACUACCGCCACUCUACUCCGACCACCACCACCAUCCUCUGCUGCCACCAUCCGCUACCGUCCACCACCACCACCCAUCGUCGUCGUCGCCCCCACCACCAGUCGCCACCACCGUCGACCACCAUCGCCGCCACCGGCCACCACCUACCACUACAGCCACCCUCCGCCAGCAACCACUACUAACCUCCGCGGCCACCUACCGCUACCGUCAACCACCACCACCCACCGUCGUCGUCGCCACCACCGUCGUCGUCACCACCAUCGCCGCCACCCGCAACCACCGACAACCGCCACCCCGACCAUUACCGCCACCCUCCGCCGACCACCACCACCAUCCUCCGUGGCCUCCACCCGCGACCGUCGAGUGUCCACCACCACCACCCACCGUCGUCGCCACCACCAUCGUCGCCAGCUGCCACCGCAGACCACCGCCAACCACGACCAUCGCCGCUACCACCGCUAACAACCGUCACCAACCGACCACCGCUACCACCGACCACCGCCAUCCAUCGUUGCCACCACCACUAGCCGUCACCGAUCACUGCCACCACCCAUCGCCGAUUUAA
This is a messenger RNA of Helianthus annuus (common sunflower), 870 nucleotides long. RefSeq names its product extensin-like. The record is from RefSeq and is a predicted model, not a curated record. Lineage: Eukaryota; Viridiplantae; Streptophyta; Magnoliopsida; Asterales; Asteraceae. The transcript has 2 exons. The coding region runs from base 1 to 870 and encodes 289 amino acids.